UAUAAAUUGAGCUUCCCCCUUGAAGAGCGUGUAGACUGCCAGCACUUUCUCUCAGGACUUUCUUCUUCUCCUCACUUUUGUUUCAGCUCACACCAUAAAUAAAAUCUCCUGACAGCUUUUCUCUUUAAUUUGACUAUUUCUUCUCCAAACUAAAUAAAAUCUCGCAUUUCUCCUUAAUUCUCUAUUUUCUAUAUUCAUUCCAAUAUUCAGAUUAUCUAUAAUACACACUAUUUCAGAAUAGCAUCAUGAAAUCUCCAUUUUAUUCAACAAUGAAGCUUCUCCUUUCAAUUUCACUCUUACAGAUUCUAUAUAUUGCAAAUAUAGUACAAGCAGAGGAAUUAGACACACGCUUGCUUUUGACAUCCAAUGCCAUAUCAGGGGUAAGGCAUGCUGAAGGAUAUUGUGCUAUGUAUGACAUCUGUGGAGCACGCGCUGAUGGAAAAAUAUUGAAUUGUCCUCGUGGUUCCCCAUCUGUGAAGCCAGAUGACUUGCUUUCACAAAAGAUCCAAAGUUUGUGCCCAACAAUCACCGGCAAUGUUUGUUGCACAGCAGCGCAGUUUGACACACUACGUUCACAAGUGCAGCAAGCAAUUCCUUUCCUUGUUGGAUGUCCAGCAUGCUUAAGGAACUUUUUGAAUCUGUUCUGUGAGCUUUCCUGCUCUCCGCUUCAGAGUUUGUUUAUCAAUGUGACUUCUGUUUCCAAGGUUAAAAACAAUCUGACCGUGGAUGGAAUUGAUUUUUAUAUAACUGAUGCUUUUGGUGAAGGAUUAUAUAACUCUUGCAAGGAUGUAAAGUUUGGUACCAUGAAUACUCGAGCUCUAGACUUCAUUGGAGCUGGCGCUCAAAAUUUUAAAGAGUGGUUUGCAUUUAUUGGUAGAAGAGCAGCUCCUAAUCUCCCAGGCUCACCGUAUGCCAUUACAUUCAAGUCGGCUGCUCCUGAAUCAUCAGGGAUGAAACCCAUGAAUGUUUCUGCAUAUUCAUGUGGUGAUGUAUCACUCGGCUGCUCUUGUGGUGAUUGCCUUUCUUCUCCUGUUUGUGCCAAUACAGCUCCUCCUCCACAGCAUGAGAGAGCUUCCUGUUCAAUUAGACUUGGAUCUCUUAAGGCUAAAUGCAUUGAUUUUGCUUUGACUAUCCUCUAUAUCUUGUUGGUUUCCAUGUUUUUGGGGUGGGGUUUGCUCUAUCGGAAAAGAGAGAAGGACCAAACUUCUACAAUGAAACCAUUUUCAAAUAUCACUGAUGGUGGUGAAAUUCAUUCUGUUAUUAGAAGGAAGGAUGCUGAUCUCCCAAUGCAGAUGGUUGAAGAUUCUCCUCAAACUGGAAAUAGGGUUCAGCUUUCAAUUGUGCAAGGCUACAUGUCUAAAUUUUACAGGAGAUAUGGAACAUGGGUUGCUAGACAUCCUAUCCUUGUGUUGAGCGUCUCUGUUUCUUUAAUUCUUCUACUUUGUUUAGGUCUAAUUCGUUUUAAGGUGGAGACUCGACCUGAGAAGCUAUGGGUAGGCCCUGGCAGUAGAGCUGCAGAAGAGAAGAGGUUCUUUGACAGUCACUUAGCACCUUUUUACAGAAUUGAGCAGCUGAUUAUAUCAACUACUCCCAAGGCUGAGGAUGAAAAAUCACCAAGUAUUUUGACAGAGAACAAUAUUAAGUUACUCUUUGAUUUACAAAAGAAGGUUGAUGGGAUCCGUGCAAAUUAUUCUGGAUCAAUGAUAUCUUUGAGUGAUAUUUGUCUGAAGCCACUAGACCAAGAUUGUGCUACUCAAAGUGUUCUGCAGUAUUUCCAAAUGGAUCCUCAAAAUUAUGAAGAUUCUGGGGGAGUUGAGCACGUCAAUUAUUGCUUGCAGCAUUAUACCUCUGCAGAGUCAUGUAUGAGCGCCUUCAAAGCCCCUCUGGAUCCAAGCACUGCCUUGGGUGGUUUCUCAGGGAGCAAUUAUUCCGAGGCUUCUGCAUUUAUAGUAACUUAUCCAGUAAACAAUGCUAUUGAUAAAGAAGGGAAUAUAACAGAUAAGGCUGUUGCUUGGGAGAAGGCCUUUAUUCAGUUAGUAAAGGAUGAAUUGUUGCCGAUGGUGCAAGCAAAAGAACUUACACUGUCAUUUUCUUCGGAAAGCUCUAUUGAGGAAGAACUGAAAAGAGAAAGUACUGCAGAUGUUAUUACUAUAUUGAUAAGCUAUCUUGUGAUGUUUGCCUAUAUCUCUCUUACUCUUGGAGACACACCUCGUUUGUCGUCUUUUUACAUAUCGUCGAAGGUAUUGCUUGGCCUUUCUGGAGUUAUACUUGUUAUGCUCUCUGUGCUUGGAUCAGUUGGAUUUUUUAGUGCCAUUGGAGUAAAAUCUACUUUAAUCAUCAUGGAAGUCAUUCCGUUUCUUGUGUUAGCAGUAGGGGUGGACAAUAUGUGUAUUUUGGUGCAUGCUGUGAAGCGACAACCACUAGAGUUGCCAUUAGAAGGACGAAUAAGCAAUGCACUUGUGGAAGUUGGACCAUCUAUAACACUUGCUAGUCUAUCCGAGGUGCUAGCAUUUGCAGUUGGGAGCUUUAUUCCAAUGCCAGCGUGUCGUGUUUUUUCAAUGUUUGCUGCACUCGCUGUUCUUUUGGACUUCCUUUUGCAAGUUACUGCAUUUGUUGCUUUGAUAGUAUUUGACUUUCUGCGAGCAGAGGAUAAGAGGGUUGAUUGUUUUCCAUGUUUAAGAACUUCAUCAUCAUAUGCAGACUCUGAUAAAGGCAUCGGUGAAAGGAGGCCCGGAUUACUUGCUCGAUAUAUGAAGGAGGUCCAUGCGCCUGUGCUCAGUCUUUGGGUAGUUAAGAUAGCUGUCAUUUCCAUCUUUACUGCUUUAACGUUGGCUGGCAUUGCACUAUCCACUAGGGUUGAACCUGGUUUGGAUCAGAAAAUUGUUCUUCCACGGGACUCAUAUCUUCAGGGUUAUUUCGAUAAUGUCUCAAAGUAUCUUAGAAUUGGUCCCCCACUAUACUUUGUUGUGAAGAACUACAAUUACAGCUCAGAAUCAAAACACACUAAUCAGUUGUGCUCCAUCAGCCAAUGUGACUCAGAUUCUCUUUUGAAUGAGAUUGCUAGAGCAUCAUUGAUGCCUAAGUCUAGCUAUAUUGCUAAGCCAGCUGCGUCAUGGCUUGAUGACCUUCUCGUGUGGAUAUCUCCAGAAGCUUUUGGUUGCUGCCGGAAGUUCACAAAUGGGAGUUAUUGUCCCCCUGACGAUCAGCCUCCUUGUGAUAGCGAUGGAGUUUGCAAAGAUUGCACUACUUGCUUCCGCCAUGCAGAUUUGGAUAAUGGACGUCCAUCUACAACACAGUUUCGAGACAAACUCCCACUAUUCCUUAAUGCUCUGCCUUCUGCUGACUGUGCUAAAGGGGGCCAUGGUGCUUACACUAGUAGUGUGGAGCUGAAAGGUUAUGAGAAUGGUGUUAUUCAAGCAUCAUCCUUCCGCACAUAUCAUACCCCUCUUAACAAACAGGUUGACUUUGUAAAUUCUAUGAGGGCUGCUCGGGAAUUCAGUUCAAGAAUGUCUGAUUCUUUGAAGCUGGAAAUCUUCCCAUAUUCGGUGUUCUACAUGUUUUUUGAACAAUAUCUUGAUAUAUGGAAAACGGCAUUGAUCAACCUGGCUAUUGCAAUUGGUGCGGUGUUUCUAGUUUGUUUAAUUAUCACAUGCAGUUUAUGGAGUUCUGCAAUCAUUUUACUGGUUUUGGCGAUGAUUGUCAUUGAUCUCAUGGGUGUGAUGGCAAUUCUGAAUAUUCAACUGAAUGCAGUCUCAGUAGUUAACCUCGUCAUGGCAGUGGGCAUUUCCGUUGAGUUCUGUGUACAUAUAACACAUGCUUUCUCAGUAAGCAGUGGAGACAGAGACCAAAGAGUGAAGGAGGCUCUAGGUACAAUGGGCGCUUCAGUAUUCAGCGGAAUCACACUAACAAAACUAGUCGGGGUGCUUGUUCUAUGCUUCUCGAGGACGGAAGUUUUUGUGGUUUAUUACUUCCAAAUGUAUUUGGCGUUGGUCCUUCUCGGUUUCUUGCAUGGUCUGGUGUUUUUACCAGUAAUGUUGAGCAUGUUUGGUCCUCCAUCAAGAUGUAGGCUUGUUGAGAAGCCAGAAGAUCGGCCGUCAGUUUCACUGCAGCCAUAAGAAGUUGAAGCAUCAUACUUAUUGCAGGCUCUUUUUGUUUUUUACAUAAUUAUUUCCUUAAGGUGCUAAAGUUACAUGUAACAUUAAUAGAGCAAAAUGCUUGUAUCCUUUCUGGCACAUGUAUAUUUUACCAAAGGAAAUAAAAAAAAAAAAAAAUUGUUCAUUUCCAAAGUAUUACAGCUAAAUUUGACAUAUUAUGAUUUAAAAGGGUCCCAAAAGAACUGAAAUUAUACAAACGGUUUGUCUUUUAUGUGGUUAAUGUAACACCCAAGUUUGGGCUUAUUAUGCAGUGAAUAGUGACGCAA
Messenger RNA from Mercurialis annua (annual mercury), 4420 nucleotides. RefSeq lists its product as uncharacterized. Gene Ontology annotation, cellular component: membrane. The record is from RefSeq and is a predicted model, not a curated record. Gene Ontology annotation, molecular function: lipid carrier activity. Lineage: Eukaryota; Viridiplantae; Streptophyta; Magnoliopsida; Malpighiales; Euphorbiaceae. The transcript is spliced from 39 exons. The coding region runs from base 246 to 4115 and encodes 1289 amino acids.